This is a messenger RNA of Cetraspora pellucida, 375 nucleotides long. NCBI's taxonomy places the organism in Eukaryota, Fungi, Glomeromycota, Glomeromycetes, Diversisporales, Gigasporaceae. The record is from the annotation of a GenBank genome assembly.
UUUCAACUUCAAGAAGAAUGCAAAGCAUUGUUUCUCAGAACAAGGAGCAACACUUCAGCACUAUAUGAAGAAUUAAUAGUUAGAGUAUGUAAAAUUCAAAAAAAUGACUAUAGAAUGGCUACGUUAGUCAAAGACAUGGGUAAUUGGUUCAACGUAUAUCGACGUAUGGAAAAAAUUUUACAAUUGCACCUAAAAGCUACUAACUUGCUAGAAUUAAAAAAAAAUCCAGGAAUACUUAUAAAACUUAGAAAUUUUGUGUAUCAAGCAGUUAGAAAUGUUCUAAUUGCACAGCAAUACAAGCAAGAUACUAAAAAAGUGAUUAAGAAAUGUGAUGAGAUUACUUUAGAUUUAAAGAUUCCAAGUAAAUAUGGAAUA